Molecule: messenger RNA, 3094 nt
Organism: Gamsiella multidivaricata
Lineage: Eukaryota; Fungi; Mortierellomycota; Mortierellomycetes; Mortierellales; Mortierellaceae
Exons: 3
Coding region: 39-2819 (926 amino acids)
Biological process (GO): nuclear-transcribed mRNA catabolic process, nonsense-mediated decay
Source: RefSeq, a predicted model, not a curated record
GACCACUCAUCGCCAACGAUUGCAGGAGGAGUGCCUGAAUGCAUCAAAACUCGUCAUCGCGCGGAGGAGGAAGAGGAAACCAAAGGUCAGGACGCGCUCAAGGUCAAGGAGGCGGUCAGGGUCAUGGACAUGGGCAGGGACAUGAUUCUGGUCAGGGUCAGGGUCAGGUUCAAAGUGGAGCUGCGCCGCCCUUCAAGCUGCUCACUCGCAUUACUCCUCAAGGUACUGAUAACAUUACCCCUCGUACCGGAGCGACACCAGUGGGAUCACAGCAACAGCAACAGCAACAGCAACAGCAACAGCAACAGCCCUCGCAACAACAACCUCCGUGCACUGGAUAUGGACAGUCGUAUCAAUAUCAUUACUCAGCAACAUCGCCUCACCUUCAGCAGCAAAGUCCUCAGCUGCAACAACAACAAUCUCAAUUGCGAGGGAAAAACAUACCCAGGAUAUCUCAAUCGCCAAUGAACCAAGCAUACAUGACUCCGCCGCCAGGGCUCGGAGGGAUGAGUAUGGGAGUGGGGCACGGCAUGGGCGCCAAUAGCACGAGUAAUAUGAGUGCUCCUCAACCGCCUGCACGAGGAGGCACUGCAGCACCAAUAGGAGGAGGGCAAGGUAGAAAAGAGCGUUCAGGAUCCAUCAUGAGUCAAUCCAGCAGCCAUUCGUCGUCGUCCUUACAGCAGGCAUAUCCACAGUAUCCUCAAGGUCAGCAACAUCCUCAACAUUCUCAGCACUUAUCCGACGCUGGAGGACAGUCUCAGCAAUUCGAAGCUGAUUCCAAGGAGUCCAAGCCGAGACGAGAGCGCCGCGAACGAAGCAGGCGUGACCGGUCAUCGCGUCAGUCUCACCAGCAGCAAGGCGAUUCAAGGGAGGAGAUGUCAAACAGCAAUGACGGACCACUUAAGCAACAACAGCAACAACCUCAACACUCACAGCAGCCUCACCGAGUCAUUGUGGACCCAAACAGCUUUCAGCGGCAGAUUCUGCAGCCCAACCCCAACAGUAAUGGAGGGGGGGAACGCAAGUUGGUCAUGACAGGAGGUAGCGGUCGCGACGGAGGAGAAUUAUACGAUGACGACUCUAGAGGAUCAGAUGUAAUAAAGUCGGGAAGCCGAAGACAGGCGCCUGCGGGCAGGACCGUCUAUUCAUGGCAGGGGACUUGCUCGAGUCAGCAGCAGCAACAGCAGCAACAUCAGAAUCAACAUGAACAGCACCAUCAUCCGCAACAUCAAGCGCUGCGAGGACCUGUAGGGCCCUAUUCUCAGCCAGGGUUCAAAGACCCCCGAUCUAUGACCGCUGUUUAUUCUGGAGGAGGGACCAUGUCAACUGGAGGUCGACCAAUGCCAAGCGCACCUAUCGCAGCCAUGCCUCCAGUCAUGGGAUCAAGCUCUGUCAAACUUAUGAAUGAGGGCGGAAAGAUCCUGGGAUCUGCAGAGCAGUGGUUGUCAGACCAUCCUGGACACUUCAUCGUUGGAAUACUGGGAACACAGGGCGCCGGAAAGUCAACGCUCUUAUCAUCCUUUUGCCCAUCCCCUCUUGCCUCGGCAGCAUUCACGAAGCAAACCUCACAAAUGGCGUCUGUUGCAGGAUUUCAGACCUCAGGAGUGGAUAUGUACAUUACGCCCGAGCGCAUGAUCCUUCUCGACACAGAACCCAUAUUUAGUCUCUCGAAUCUGGAGAAUGCGCUCAGGAACGAACGCAUUCCGGACGGUAUACCCGUGGAUCUCUGGCUAGAUCACCAGGCGUUGGUCAUGGCUACAUUUUUGGUUUCGGUAUGCAAUGUCGUUCUGAUUAUGACGGAAAAUCGGUCAGGGGAAAGCAGCCAGGUCCUCAAGCUGUUUCAGAGGGUGGAAGUCUUUAUGAAGGCGCUGUCAGCAGCAUCCAGCAGUUCGAAUCUGAGCAUCGCCGCACAAGGAGCGAGUGUAGGAGGGGCAGGGCAGCCCCCUAGUAUGGGACAGGAAGGGCCCCAGCGUGAGGGACUGGGUGAUUGGUGCGCUGAUAUAGUUUUGGUAUCAAACAAGGUGCCAACGAUACAGUUUGGACCGGAUUAUUAUUAUCGAGUGGCACAAGAGCAAGCCUUUGUUUUGCAACACACGACACUACAGCUGUUUGGGUCCAUCAACAUGAGCGAGAUUUAUGCUCGAUUCGAAGAUGUCUUCAAGACAGCACGAAAUUCCAGUGGUGUGGCAUCCAAUGCGCAGAGGAAACGAAUCUCGGUACCCUCUGCAUCAACAAGCCCCGAAUCAUUAUCCUCCGAUGCAGAAAGCGCGCACGCAAAGCAGGACAAGGACACAGUAAAGGACGAGAUAGUAUCUCAACAGAAGCAACAGCAGCGUGAAAGCGCUGACGACGACAGAAGGGCUGCCCAGCACUUGAAUCUUGUGAUCCUGCCCUUUGACUCGACCAUGGCGCCAGGCACGCCUCCGAUCUCGAACAAAACUAAAAGCAUAACAGGCGCCGGAAAGUUGUCCGCAGCUUCUCAACCCACCACGUUAGAGUCAGCGAUGUCGCACCUAACCGUUUCAUUCAAUCGCAACGACAUCCUGGGCGCAUCGUUAAAGAGUUCCUCUCACGACUUAUUGGGAUCGAUUGUACAGGAUCAGGAGCGAUGGAAGGUCUGGGCCAAGGGACUGAGAAACAAGGUGUUGUCGCUGUCGAUGAGAUCUCAGGGCGGACCGGCGCUCGGACCACGGAAUAGGCCGGGCAUGGUGUCGGAGCGGGAAUGGCUGCGGUAUGCGUCGCGAUCGUGGGAGACGAUACGAAAAGCUGAUUUCCUGAGCGAGUUUGCCCUCGCAACCAAGCUGUCGCGAGAAGGGUAGUCCCAUUCUUGUCGUUAUACUAAUAAAUGAACUCGCCCAGUUGUACAAAUGAAAGGAGCUGUCAAGCAGGUAGGAGGGGUCAUUCUUUGCUGUACCGGCAUUACACAUCUCCUUGCAAAGCGGGCAGUUAUUAAACGAUUGUUAUCCCAAUGGCCUGGAGACGAUGGCAUGAUUUGUGUGAGAAUCAGGGCUUAAUCAAGAUCUGCUGCACGGAGCGCAAACGAUCUGUUUGCCGUGAUCACAGUGGUUAUCUCAGCCUCAAAAAAUGAAAAAUG